Amaranthus tricolor (Joseph's coat) is the source of this 1256-nucleotide messenger RNA. Its product is annotated as PHD finger protein ALFIN-LIKE 4-like. Gene Ontology annotation, cellular component: nucleus. Gene Ontology annotation, molecular function: transcription cis-regulatory region binding; transcription coregulator activity; histone binding. NCBI's taxonomy places the organism in Eukaryota, Viridiplantae, Streptophyta, Magnoliopsida, Caryophyllales, Amaranthaceae. The record is from RefSeq and is a predicted model, not a curated record. Bases 163 to 921 code for a protein of 252 amino acids. Gene Ontology annotation, biological process: regulation of DNA-templated transcription. The transcript is spliced from 5 exons.
ACCAUUCUCUUUCCCCAAAAGAUUCAGCAUAUUAUUCAAAACCCCAACUUCUCCCCCUUCUUUCUCCCCUCUCUCUCUCUCUCUCUCUCUCUCUCUCUCUCUCCUCCUUUGACUUACGUACACUUUCUUCAAUUCUGUCAAUUGUCUAUCUGGUCGCUUGAAAUGGACACUGGAGCACAGUAUAAUCCACGAACUGUUGAAGAAGUUUUUAGGGAUUUUAAGGGUCGACGUACUGGUUUAAUUAGGGCUCUUACAACUGAUGUUGAUGAUUUCUACCAGCAGUGUGACCCAGAGAAAGAAAAUCUUUGCUUAUAUGGGCUCCCUAGUGAACAUUGGGAAGUCAACCUUCCUGCUGAGGAGGUGCCUCCUGAGCUUCCAGAGCCUGCCUUAGGCAUUAACUUUGCAAGGAAUGGAAUGCAAGAGAAAGAUUGGCUAGCUUUGGUUGCUGUUCACAGUGAUGCGUGGUUGCUAUCUGUUGCAUUUUAUUUUGGUGCUAGGUUUGGUUUUGACAAAGCUGACAGGAAACGAUUGUUCAAUAUGAUCAAUGAACUCCCUACAAUAUUUGAGGUUGUGACUGGCGUCGCUAAGAAACAAGUGAAGGAGAAAUCUUCAGUUCCUAAUCACAGCAACAAGUCAAAGUCAAACUCCAACUCCAACUCUAAAUCGACCAACAAGCUACAAAAGGCUACUCCACCAAAGGAAGAUGAUGAAGUCGUAGAUGAAGAGGAAGAGGAAGAGCAUGGGGAUACUUUAUGUGGGGCUUGCGGAGAAUCUUAUGCAUCAGAUGAGUUCUGGAUCUGUUGUGACAUAUGUGAAACCUGGUUCCACGGCAAGUGCGUGAAGAUCACACCUGCAAAAGCGGAGCACAUCAAGCAGUACAAAUGCCCGUCUUGCAGCAGCAACAAAAGAAGCCGGACGUGAAAUACAUCGUUUCUCAUAGCCCUUGUCCAACUCCGACAAUGUUGUUGAUCAUGGCUUGCUUCUGCUCGGCAUUUAUGCUUUUUAUAUCGGCUCCUUGUGCAUGUUUAACUCGUUUUUAGGAUCUAGGAUGUUCGGUAGAGGACUCAAAAACUGCAUAAGCCUGUAGAUUAUGUUUUAUAUAUUUCCAUCUAAAACACUAGUGACCCUGUUUGCAAACAUCAUUAUUCUUGUUUUAUUGUAUGAGUUUGCAUAUUGUAAGUACUCUAUUAGAUUGCCUUAUCAGAUUAUAGUGCAAAAAUGCGCAAACGGUUUCGUUUGUGGUGUUGACCCGGCAA